Molecule: messenger RNA, 1726 nt
Organism: Carassius auratus (goldfish)
Lineage: Eukaryota; Metazoa; Chordata; Actinopteri; Cypriniformes; Cyprinidae
Product: transcription factor Spi-B
Exons: 5
Coding region: 745-1527 (260 amino acids)
Biological process (GO): cell differentiation; regulation of transcription by RNA polymerase II
Cellular component (GO): nucleus
Molecular function (GO): DNA-binding transcription factor activity, RNA polymerase II-specific; sequence-specific DNA binding
Source: RefSeq, a predicted model, not a curated record
UCUUGAAAAUCCCAUUGAAUAUGUUUGUUAAACUCCUUUGUGCACUUGAAGCCGCUAUAUAAAUGUUUGCGCUGAUUUCUUUGCAAAUGCAUUGGGCCAAGCUUAUCUAAUUUCACAGAGAGAAGACUGUUUGUGACUGCUUUUAUGUGUCAUAUUACAAACCGAUCUCAAAUCACCUUCCUCUUUGUAAGAUAGCAAUCAAACUCUAAUGCAGUGCUGCUGUAUCAUUUUCAAAUUGGAUAAUAAACACUGGUCUCAUAACAACGGAGCUCUUUUAAACUUUAUGAUUGAAUGUUUUAAACAUUGCAUUUCUCUCGUCUAUGUUGCUUUUCAUAUUUUUGAACCCCACGAUGGUUCUUGACCAUGAAUGUGUUUUUGUGUGGAGCCUGCAUGUUAGAUGGCUGUGGUUGUUAUCUCUGAGAGUGAAGAGGAUGUGGUUACUGGUUCCAUAAAGGUGGACGCUAGAGAUGUGUGUUAGACCGAGAUGUUGGGGCCGACAGAAACUGUGGUUUGGGGUCAAAAAAUGGCUGGUUAUUUAUGUUCGGCCGUAGAUCAUUUGAGAAAGGCCUGUUCACUCCCACAGCCACUUGCUAUUGAUAAAAACGGGUCUGCACCAUUUCGACGAGACAGUGUUUUGUGUGUAAAACACACUAAUAGUUACCAAUCAUCUUUUUCUUAAAAUAUUGGUUAUUGAUUAUCAUACAACGACACUUGACGGCAAUACAGUGAGGAUCACUCCAUAACAUGAACAGUCCGCAAGAACAUCAGACCGAUUUGGAGGUGAUUCUGGAAUUUCUUGCGGAGCAUUACAGACAGGAAUCUCGAAGAAAAGCCCUGUGGAACAUGAGGGACCUCUCGGUCGUGCGAACCAGUGAAGAUGUGGACAUAUCUGGAAAGAAUCUUCCUGCCGCUGAACAUUUCAGCAAUGCAUUAGAACAAGAAAAGUCCCAGCUGCAGCCUCCUGCACCUGCAGCUCCGCAGGUCAUGGGAUCUCUGGCCAAAGCAAACGGAUCUGACUCAUAUAAGGACUGCAGGAUGAAUUGCAACAGCAAUGUCAUAACUGAUCAAUCACCGGUCCUUCACAAUGCACCCGACGGGCAAGUGUUAAAUGCCCCAAAUGGACCAGAGAGACCUUUAAUUCUGAAUACAACAGCUGAAAAGCGUGCUGAAUCAUUGCCCAGCAUUACACCUGCAGAAAAAGGGAAAAAGCUACGUCUUUUCCACUUCCUGUUCGAGAUGCUGGAGGACCCGGGCAUGGCCCACUGCGUGUCCUGGGUGUCAGCUUCAGGAGGUGUCUUCCGCUUUUCUGCCAGGCACAAGGAGCGCGUGGCAGAGCUAUGGGGCCAAAGGAAGGGCAACCGAAUGCCCAUGACCUACCAGAAAAUGUCCCGUGCCCUGCGAAACUACGCUCACUCAGGGGAGAUCAUUAAAGUGAAAAAGAAACUGACUUAUCAGUUUAGUGUUGCUACCCUCUCUACUUUACAGAGCCAACAUGGUAUAAAUAAAGCAAAAUGUGGGUCGAAAUGAAAGCUCAGUGAUUGUCUCCAGUAUGUUUGGGCCAUUAUUUGUUACUCUUAUGAUAUCUUAGCUGCCUUGGUAACAGGAGGAGGGUAAAACUAGUUUCUAUUUUCUCUUGCUCGACGAAGGUGAUGAACUGUGGUGUUUUGAACAGCUGACUCUUAUGGAGAUGAUUUACUUUUAACUGUUCUUAGCAAAAAAAGUAUGU